Molecule: messenger RNA, 462 nt
Organism: Beauveria bassiana ARSEF 2860
Lineage: Eukaryota; Fungi; Ascomycota; Sordariomycetes; Hypocreales; Cordycipitaceae
Exons: 2
Coding region: 1-462 (153 amino acids)
Source: RefSeq, a predicted model, not a curated record
AUGUCCCGCGUCGUCAUUGCCGUGCGUCCGCCCUGUCGCGCCCAGACUCGGACGCUCCUCGCGCCGCCUGUCGUCGUCCAGAUGAGCAGCGAUCAGGAAACCAGCAGUCCCGGCAUCCACUUUUUCACCACGGCCGUGCUGCUAGACCCGUCGUCCGGCGCCGUCGCCGAGGGCCUGCUCGAGGGCACCACGGCCACCACCGGCGUCGUCCUCGACGCCACCACCAUCAUCUUUGCCUUUCCCGACCUGUCGAUUGCCGCACCUGGCUCCUACACCAUGCGCCUUGACGUCUACGGCAUGUAUCCCAACAGCACCGAUGGCGCCACUCUGAUUGCCCAGCUCGAGACGGACACCAUCUCCGUCGGCGACGGCCCGGUAGCCAGUCAACAACCAUCAUCAUCAGAAGCGGCCAUCAUAGAGCUGGCCAGAAACGCCGGGGUUCCACUAUCGCCACCAGAGUGA